AUGCCGUAUCUGUGGACAAAGCUUGAGGCGAAAGGAGACGUGAAAGUCUCCGCGCGGUCAGGGCACUCGCUGACCUCCACCGCCGCGGGCCUCGUCCUUUUUGGAGGCGUAGACGGUCGCGUCGACGACUCCAACAACCCAGUCCCGAACCACGACAUCUACCUCCUGAGUGUUUUGCGAAACUCUGCAACCUGGAAGCCGAUCGACAUUCCGCCAUCUAAGCGACCGGCGCCGCGGGCAAUGCACAGCUGUACCCCGCUCACGCAGAGUCUUCUUUUCUUCUUCGGCGGCUGCGCCUCCGCGUCUCCUUUCGUUUGCAAAAACGAUGCCUGGACGCUCGACGUCGCUUCGCAGACGUUCGCGAAAGUUAUUUGCAACCGAGAAGAUCCAGAGGACGGCCAGGCAUCGCCAGGGCGACAAAUCCCUGCUAUCUCCAGUCUGCUGCCGAAUAUCAGUUUAACGGGAGGCUCCCCCGAGCGAGAAGAAUUCUUUGGAUACAUCUCGCAGCUCGUAGCCGUCGAGGAUCUCCCGACGGAUGAUUCCGACGGCUCCGACAGGGACGAGUUCACUACGCAACCGCCUCCGCGGUGCAGCCACACAGCGAGUCUGUGGAAGUGCGACGAUGCGCAGAAAAUCGUCGUUUUCGGCGGACACGGCGGCUCACAUUAUACGCGCAAAACUUUCAACGACGUCUGGAUCCUCGACAUGACCUCGAAAACAUGGUCAGAGGUGAAGUUCACCGGCAACGCGCCUGCGCCCAGAUGCGGACACUGCGCGACAGUUAAGGACAGUCAGCUCUUCGUCUUCGGAGGAUGGAACUCCGAGACGCAGUUCAACGAUUUGUUUGCCUUCGAUCUCCUGACAAACGACUGGUCGGACAUGGACCUGCCCUGGAAGGGUCAGCCGGCGCGUUGGAACUGCGGCUUCCAGCUGGUCGAGGCGAUUCCCGACUGGAAGGUUUUCGUGUUUGGCGGCAGCGGCUCGGAGGCGGAAGACUCGCAGAGGCGCUGGGAGGGCCUCUUGAUGAACGACGUCGGCGUGCUCACACUCGGCAGCGUCAAAUGCUGGGAGAAACCCGCGCUGGAAGAAGUCAAAAAGCCCGCGCGGAAGGCCACCGCGUCGGGCGCCAGCGUCCUCGAGCGAAAAACGAGCGCCUGCGUCGGCAUCAACCUCGAGCUCGCCGCUGCGGAUACCGCCAGAGUUGCCCCCCCUGCCAGGGAGCACGCGGCAAUCGCCUACGACCCCGAAGAGUCCCUGCUUGUCCUCUUUGGAGGCUGGAAAGACGACUGGCUGGAUGACAUCUGGGCGCUGAACGUUUCCUCGGUCGUGGGACCGCCAUAUGCCAUCACAAGCAUCAGCCCGGACCUGGGUCCAGUCAGCGGCAACACGCGCGUCGCGAUUCGGGGUGCAGGCUUCACCGACGGAAGAAUCACCGUCCGCUUCCAGUCGCAAGAUCAACACGCGGACGUCGCCGCAGAGUUUGUCAGCUCGACAGAAAUCACCGCGCACACCGCGUGCGUCAAGGGCGGCAUUGGCAGCAAAGCCUGUGAAGUUCGCCUGAAGAUCGGCGGACGAGACUUCACGACGACGUGGGCGCGGUUCCAGUACUACAACAACACUGUGGCGAAGGAGUAUUUGGCCUUCGGACCGGGCCUCUUGCCUGAGGGCGCGACCUCGAGCCCGACGAUGUUCAUCAUCCAAGCGCGAAACGGCGCCGGCGAAAACCGCACCUCCGGCAGCGACGUCUUCAAAGUUCGCGUCACGCACUGGCCCAAAGACACGCCGGGCCAAUCUGUCGAGCUUCCGGUGCAAAUUUACGACCAAAACAAUGGGAAGUACAUCGUGAAGUACCACGCGAAGACGCCGGGCGACGCGAAAGUCGAGGUGGCCUUCGUGGACGAGGGGAAGGAGCCCGAGGCGCUCCGCGGCUCGCCCUUCGCAGCCUCCUUCGUCGACCGCGCACGCCCCAAGGCGAACGAGGUCGGCGGCCCGCUGCUGGCUUCGUCCAUCGGAAGAACAAUUGCAGAAAUCGAGGAUUUCCACGCGCGGACUGAGGCGGGCGUUCAGACGACAGUGAAGGCCGAAGACGUGCGGACGCUUCUGACAGUGCGCCAUCACAUCGCGCAGAUGGACAAGCAGAAAGACACGCUCCUGCUGCAGAGAGAAACGCUCCAGGCGGCGCUGAGCUGCCUCGAUGCGCAAGGCGUCAACACCGAGACAAACUCACGCGCACUAAAGAACGUGAUUACGAAACUCAACGCCCUCGAGCGCCUCGUGAAGAAGCGGGAGAAAGAGCUCCACGGCCUGUCGAAUGCCGAGUCGCUCAAGACGAAGAAACGAAUUGCAGAAUUCGAGCAGACUGUGAAGGAGCAGCAAAGCAACUUGAAGACAGACAGCUUCUACUUCUUUCAGACCGGCGUGGAGGCCGCGAGUCAACGCAUCGAAGAAGUUGAAGCGAUUGUCAACCGCCACACGGCCACAGUCUCGGAGUUGACGACUCUGGCGUCGAGCUUCGGCUUCGCACACGAGCUCGAGCCCGCGAAAGAGGCAAUUUCGGAGCUCUUCGAGGAACUGAGGAACGUGCGACUCUUCUGGGACUUCACGCAGCAGUGCCUGGAGACUUUCGAAGCCAUUCUGGCAGCCAGCUGGGGUGACGUGGAUGCGCCCAACAUCGAACAAGACGUCAAGAACCUGCAGCGCGGCCUCAAGGAUCUCAGAGUCGACAGGAAGUGCGACGCGUAUAUUGGCCUCCACGAGACUCUGAAACGGUGGCUGAUCUUCAUUCCUCUCGUGGCGGAACUCCGCGACGGAUCCAUGCGCGAGCGGCACUGGGAGGAGCUCCUCCGCAUGGUCAACGCGGAGGGAACCGAAGUCACAGACGAGAUGCCGCUGCGAAGAAUCGAACAGCUCCAGCUGUGGAACGUCCAGGGCCCCGUUGAGGAAAUCACCGACCGCGCGAAGCAAGAAGCCGUGAUGGAGCGGACGCUAAAGAUGCUGGAAAGCACUUGGAGCGAAGUGCCGUUCGACCUCGAGCAGCACAAAGGCACCGAGGUCAUCCUCCUUAACACGACGGAAGAGAAGUUCGAAAUGCUGGAGGAGCACCUCGUACAGUGUCAGAACAUGAUUACUUCGAGAUUCUUCGCGACGUUCGAGGCGGAGGUGUUGAACUGGCAGAAGACGCUCUCGAACAUUUCUGAGGUGACGCAGCUACUCCGCGAGGUGCAGCGGUCGUGGACGUUUUUGGAGAAUUUGUUCAUUUACUCGGAAGAAGUGAGGAAAGAGCUGCCUGAGCAGGCGGCGCGCUUUGUGAACAUUGACCUGGGCGUGAAGGAGAUCCUGGCGCGCGGCCAGGCGCACCCGGUUAUUCGCGACUUCUGCGCGACCGAGGGCAUCCUCAGGCACCUCGAGGCCGCCGAGAAGGAGUUGAGCCUCUGCGAAAAGGCCCUGAACGAGUUCAUGGACAGCAAACGUAUGACCUUCCCGCGCUUCUACUUUGUCUCUGCCGUCGACCUGAUCGACAUCCUCUCGAACGGCAACUCGCCAGCCAAAAUCAUGCCUCACAUGCCCAAGGUCUUCCAAGCCAUCAAAGCCUUCGAACUGAAGGGCCCCCUGGAUGACGCCCGCGAGCGGCCCGCGGCCGUCGGCUUGGAGAGCUGCGUCGGGAAGGAGACUGUCUCCUUUCCCCACGCCCUCCCACUCGCAGGCAAAGUCGAGAACUACUUGCAGGACUGCAUCGCGCAGAUGCAGAGUACGCUGCGGCACUACGUGAAGAAGUCGCUCCGCGACCGCUGGGCGAAGACCUCGAGAGAAGAAUGGAUCGUCGCCGACCCCGUCGCGCAAGUCACGCUCCUCGUCGACAUGGCCGUGUGGGUGCUGCAGACCGAGUCGGCCUUCGCGCAGAUUGACGCGGGCGAUCCGGCUGCUUUGAAGGUAGCGCUGGUACGGCACGUGGAAGAGCUGACAGCGACGAUUAAGAUGGUGCAGGGCGAGCUGACGGCGCCGAUGCGUCAGAAGCUGAUGUGUUUGAUUACGAUCAACACGCACGGCCGCGACGUUUUGGAUCGUUUGAUCCGCGAAGGGGCGAACUCGAAAGAUGCGUUUCAGUGGCAGUCGCAGCUGAAGUACUACUGGAGCGAGGCGGAGGAGACCAUCGUCAUCAGCAUCACCGACGCGUCCUUCACCUACGGCUACGAGUACCUCGGCAACGGACCUCGGCUGGUGGUGACCCCCCUCACCGACCGCAUCUACGUGACGGCGACGCAGGCGCUUCACCUUUGCAUGGGCUGCGCGCCCGCUGGCCCUGCAGGCACAGGGAAGACCGAGACGACGAAAGAUCUCGCCUCUGCGCUGGGGAAAGCCUGCUACGUGUUCAACUGCUCUGACCAGAUGGAUUACCAGUCGCUGGGGAACAUCUUCAAGGGCCUCGCGGCCUCCGGCUCCUGGGGCUGCUUUGACGAAUUCAACCGACUCGUCCCCGCCGUCCUCAGCGUCUGCUCAGUCCAGUUCAAAGCCGUUGUCGACGCCAUCAAAGCCGGACAAACGCGCUUCGUCCUCCAGGGCGACGAAAUUGCCCUCGACCCCGCCUGCGGCGUCUUCAUCACGAUGAAUCCAGGUUACCUGGGUCGUUCGGAGCUGCCUGAGGGGCUGAAGGCGCUCUUCCGACCCAUAACGGUAAUGGUGCCCGACUUGGAGUUGAUUUGCGAAAACAUGCUCAUGGCGGAGGGUUUUGUGGAGGCGAAGCAGCUCGCGCGGAAGUUCACGAGGCUCUACGCGCUCUGUCGGGAUCUUCUGUCAAACGCCGCGCACUACGACUGGGGUCUGCGCGCCAUCAAAUCCGUCCUCGUGGUUGCUGGCGCCUUCAAGCGCGCAGAGCCCGAGCUGCCUGAACAGGCGCUUCUCAUGCGCGCGCUCAGAGACACAAACAUUGCAAAAAUCGUCGCAGACGACCUCAAAAUCUUCUCAGGGCUCCUCGCGGAUCUCUUUCCCGGCAUCGAUCCGCCGCCGCUGCGGGACUUGGACUUUGAAGCAGUGAUCGAUGCGACGUGCGUGGAGGCAGGCCUGGAGCCGAAUCCGGAGUUCGUGUUGAAAGUCGUGCAGCUGCAGGAGCUUCUCAAAAUCCGCCACUGCGUCUUCGUGAUGGGGCCAGCGGGGUCGGGGAAGAGCUCCGUCUGGAAGAUCCUCGCCCGCGCCCAGGACCGCGUAGGCAGCCGCACUACCUGGGUUGACAUCAAUCCGAAGGCCGUGACCCCCAACGAACUCUACGGCUACGUGAAGAUGAGCACGCGCGAGUGGAAGGACGGUCUGCUGUCAAAGACGAUGCGAAGUUUGGGCCAGAUUCAAGACACGGCCCCGAAGUGGAUUCUGCUCGACGGAGACCUCGACGCGAACUGGAUCGAGUCGAUGAACUCCGUCAUGGACGACAACAAAAUCCUCACGCUCGCCAGCAACGAGCGCAUUCCGCUGCGGCCGCACAUGCGAAUGAUCUUCGAGAUCCGCGACCUCAACUUCGCAACGCCAGCCACCGUCUCGCGCGCAGGCAUCCUCUUUAUCAGCGACACUUCAGGUCACCAGUGGCGGAGCUACGCGCAGAGUUGGUUGAGGCGGGCGGCGUGGAGUGAGGAGGUGAAGGCGCAGUUGGCGAAGUUGUUUGAGAAGUACUGUCCUUCGACGCUAGAGUACCUGCACCGGCAGUGCAAGCUGAGUGUGCCGGUUGUGAGCAUUUCAGUCGUAGCGUCGCUGUGUGCGAUGCUGGAGGGCACGCUCGGCGAAGAGCCGCAGGCGCUGGAGUAUGCCUUCGUCUUCUGCUUCAUCUGGGCCUGCGGCGGCUGCCUGCACGAGAAGGAUGGCGUGGACUACCGCCGGCAGUUCAACACGUGGUGGCGGCACACGUGGCAGACGAUCAAGUUCCCCAGUCGCGGCACGGUCUUCGACUAUUACGUCGAUCAAGCCAAGCUGGAGGCCUGGGAGCAGCGCGUGCCUGAGACCGACUUCGACGCCGAGAAACCCGCCGCGGAUAUCACGGUGGCAACCCCCGAGACUGUCGCCAUGCUGCACUUCGUUGACGCGCUGCUCAAAAUGCACACCCCCGUCAUGCUCAUCGGCCUCGCCGGAUGCGGAAAAACGCAGCUCUGUAAGGGCCGCCUUCGAACCCUCGACAAGGAGACAUACGUGAGCUGCGCAAUCAACUUCAACUUCUACACUGACGCGGCCCUCCUACAAACCCUCCUCGAACAACCCCUAGAGAAAAAAGCCGGCAGGCAGUAUGGGCCCCCAGGAAAGCUGCGGCUGGUGUAUUUCCUGGACGACUUGAACAUGCCUCAGCUGGAUCCAUACAAUACGCAGACGGCGAUUGCGUUGCUGCGGCAGCAUCUCGACUACCAGCACUGGUAUGACCGCAGCAAGAUGCAGCUGAAGGAGAUCACCAACACGCAGUACCUCGCGUGCCUGAAUCCGACUGCGGGUUCCUUCACCAUCAACCCGCGCCUGCAGCGCCACUUCUGGACUCUCAGCGUGCCCUUCCCCGAGCAGACGUCGCUCUUCACCAUCUACAACACCAUUCUGGCCAAAUUCUUCGAGCAGAAAAACUUCCGCAAGGCAGUGCAAGAACAAAUCUCCUUCGUCGUCAAAGCCACGCUCUCCCUGCACUCGGAGGUUGUGCAUGCGUUUCGAAAAACUGCGGCGAACUUCCACUACGAGUUCAACAUGAGGCAUCUCAGCAGCGUCUUCCAAGGUCUCCUCGCCGCGACUCCUCAGCUCUAUCAGGAUGCAGAGAAGCUGGUGAUCAUGUGGGUUCACGAGUGCGAGAGGACGUAUGGAGACCGGCUGGUGAGCAACGCGGACUUUGGCAGGUAUAAGACGCUCGUCGCAGAUCUCUCCAAGAAAAUGUUUGGAAAAUUCAACGUCUCGAAGUUCUUCCAAGCCAAGCAGCCCGAGUCGAUCGUCUUUUGUCACUUCUCAAAGGGCUUCCAGGACCUGUGCUACGACAGAGUGAAGUCGAUGACGGAUCUCUCGCAGCUGCUGCAGGAGGCGCUGGCGGAGUACAACGACGUGAACCCCGUGAUGGACCUGGUACUGUUCGAGGAUGCGAUGAAGCACGUCUGCCGCAUCACUCGCAUCAUCAACAACUCUGGGCAUGCGCUCCUCAUCGGGAUCGGCGGCUCGGGCAAACAGUCGCUCUCCAGGCUCUCCGCCUUCAUCAGCUCGUGCGUGCCCUUCCAAGUGACGAUCUCCUCGAAAUACGACGUAAAGGAACUCAAAAAUGACAUCCGGUAUCUCUACAACCGCGCCGGCGUGAAGGACGAAGGUGUCAUGUUUCUCUUCAAUGAGGCUCAGAUUACAGAUGAGCACUUUCUGGUCUACAUCAACGAUUUGCUGGCCUCAGGCGACAUUGCCGACCUCUAUGAACCAGACGACAAGGAGCAGCUCCUCAACGCCAUGCGCCCCGCCGUGAAGGCCGCCGGCCUUCCUGAGACGAAGGACUCGCUGUGGGAGUUCUUCAUCUCGAGAAUUCGAAAAAACCUCCACAUGGCGCUCUGCUUCUCACCCGUUGGAGAAAAACUCAGAACCUGCGCACGGAAGUUUCCGGCGAUCGUGAACUGCACGACGAUUGACUGGUUUCAGCCGUGGCCUGCUGAGGCCCUGUACUCGGUCUCGGCAAAGUUCUUGGCUUCGCUGCCGCUCGGUGAAGACGAGGCCGUUCGCAAAGCCGUCGUUGAGUUCAUGCCGUUCGCCUUCUACGCGGUUAACGAAGCUGCGCAGGACUACCUCGAGAACGAGAAACGGUACGCCUACAUCACCCCGAAGACGUUCAUUGAGUCCAUCAAGCUCUACGGCUCGAUGCUCCACGAGAAGCUCGGCUCGCUGAAGAGCAAGAGCGACCGGCUGAGCUCGGGGCUUCACAAGCUUAUCGAUACCCGAGAGAAAGUCUCGGCGCUAGAGGAUGACUUGAAGGAGAAGACAGUCGUCGUCGAGGAGAAGAAGGCCGCCGCGGACGAGUUCGCACAGCGCGUCGGCGAGGAAAAAGCCAAGGUCACUGAGGAAUCCGAAAAAGCAAACUUGGAGGCGCAGACGUGUGCUGAAAUCCAGAAAAACGUCUCCGAACAAAGGGCUUCUUGCGAGGAGGACUUGGCGCGAGCUAUUCCGUUGGUGCAGCAGGCGGAGGCCGCGCUGAACACGUUGAACAAGAAAGACUUUCAGGAAGCCAAGUCGCUCAACAAGCCGCCGCCCGGAGUCGAGGAUAUCACCACUGCGGUCAUGCACCUUCUCGCUGGGGUCGAUCCCAACAUCGAGGUCGACAAGCAAGGAAAGCUGAAAGACAAGUCUUGGAAGGGCGCGCAGAAGAUGAUGAACAAUCCGGAGAAGUUUUUGCAGACGCUGAAGGACUUCAAGCAGAUCAUCGACGACGGCCGCGUGCCCGAGCACAACUUCAAGGCGGUGGAGCCUCUGCUCGCGCUGCCGCACUUCAAUCGCGAGGCGAUUCAGAAGAAGUCGACUGCGGCUGCAGGCCUCGCAGAGUGGGUGGUGAACAUUUACCAGUUUUACAAAGUCGUGGACUCCGUCGCCCCCAAGCGCCGCGCCCUCGAAGAGGCGACUCAGCAGCUCGAAGAAGCGAACGCGAAGCUCGCCGUCGUCCAGCAGCUCGUCAAGGAACUCGAAGAAAAGCUGGACAAGCUUGUUGCGGAGUACGACACGGCGAUCGCAGAGAAGAACGCAGUGGAGGCGGAGGCGAACAAAUGCAGGACGAAGCUCGACAUGGCGCAGCGUCUGAUGAACGCGCUGGGCUCUGAGGGGACGCGCUGGCAGCAGUUGAUUGAGAACUUCCAAGAAGAGCUUCGCGUCAUGGUGGGCGACGUCCUGUUGGCGUCGAGUUUCGUCGCGUACGCGGGCGUCUUCACGAAGAAGUACCGCGACUGGCUGAAGAACGAGAAAUUCACCGAAUUUCUCCGCAGCCGACAGGUGCCGAUGGCCGCCGAGCCGAACCCGCUCCUGCUCCUGACCACCGAGGCAGAAAUGGCGAUGUGGAAUAACCAAGGACUGCCCUCGGAUCAAGUCUCCUUCGAGAACGGGGCGAUCCUGUCGAACUCGCAGCGCUGGUGUCUCCUCGUCGAUCCGCAGCUGCAGGGCAGCACCUGGAUCAAGCACCGCGAGCAAAGCAACAACCUCCAAGUGACGCGCCUGCAGAAUCCGCGCUUAGUGCAGACGAUGGAGAGCGCGAUCUCGUUUGGCUUCAGCGUGCUCCUGGAGAACUUGGAUGAGACGAUUGAGGCGCUGCUCGCGCCGGUCGUCGGCCGGCAAACCAUCCGCAGAGGGCGCUCGCUGUACAUCAAACUCGGCGACAAAGAAAUCGCCUACAACACGAACUUCCGCCUCUUUCUCCAGACGCCGCUCUCGAACCCGCACUACCCCCCGGAGAUCCAGGCGGAGUGCACAGUCAUCAACUUCACGGUCACCGAAAAAGGCUUGGAAGACCAGCUGCUCGCUCUAACGAUUCAGAAGGAACACCCUGAUCUGUCGCGGAAGCGCGUGCUUCUCAUUCAGCAGCAGAACGAUUUCAAAAUCACUAUCGCGGAGCUUGAAAACACUUUACUCGACAAACUCGCUGCGGCAGAGGGCGACAUUUUGGAAGACACGGAGUUGAUUUUAAAUUUAGAGAAGACGAAGUCGAUCACUCUGGAAGUCUCCGCGAAGGUGGCGCUUGCGAAGAAGACCGGGGAGCGCCUCGACGUGAUCUCCGAGCAGUACCGCCCCGUCGCCCGUCGCGGCGCAGUUCUCUUUUUCCUUCUCUCUGAACUCUUCAAAAUCCACAGCUUUUACGUCUACUCCAUGGAGGCCUUCGUCUCAGUCAUCCAUCGCGCGGUUGACUCCGUCGCAAAGAAGUCUGCCGAAACCGCUGCUGAGCCCGAAGCAGAGGAGGACGUCGCCGCACAGGCAGCAGAGGCCGGCGCGGACUCGAGAGGCGAAACGCCGCACGAAGAAGGCGCAGACUCCGCGGAAGACAGAAAACCACGAAGGGAAAACCAGGAAGAAGGAGACGAAGACCGCGACAGUGAAGCGAGUUCUGAGGGGGAACAGGCAGACACGCCCGACGAGGCCUCUGAAGCACCUCAAGAUAAAGGCGAGGCGGUCGAGGGCGAAGCGCACAGCGGACCUACGGGGCAGUCGCGCGACCAGCGAAGUGAAGAAGAAGAAGAAGAAGACGAAGAAGAGGAGGAAGGCGACGUCGAAGCAGACUCAGGGGGCACGGGCGCAGCGCCAAAGAGGAAAAGACUAGUGAACAACGCAGAGACGGCGAGCAGCGAAGCGGCAGCCAAAGAAGCCGACAAACCCGAAGGCGCAGAGAACGUUAAAGGCGAAGAGACAGCCGAAGGGGGCGGAGACGCCUCUGCGAAGACCGAGAGCUCAGGCGGCGACAACCCGGCUGCGCGUCGGACUCGCCCGCAGUCUGCCGCCUCAGCGGCGCUCUCGGCUCCUUCGCCGCUGAUAAAAUCGGCGUCACGCAUCGGCGAGCCCGCCCGCGCGGCUCCAGCGACACCAGAGGAGGGCGACGGCGAGGCGGAUGGAAAGGGCGACGAAGACGACUUCCUCGUUGAAGACCUAGAUGGACGCGUGGCGGUGCUGGUCGACGUGAUCACCAAGUUCGUCUUCACCUACUGCAAUCGUGGCCUCUUCGAGAGACACAAGCUGACCUUCGCGGUGCUUCUCGCACUCCGCAUUCUGGUCGACGAGGGCAAAGUCGACGAGGCCGAGGCACAGCUGCUGAUUUACUCGCGCGUCGAUCCCUCCGCGCCGCCGAUGCCCGAGAGCGCCAAGACGUGGUUGACUGAAGCCCAGUGGGGAUGCUGCCGCAGCCUUGAGCAGAGUGCGACGUUUAAAAACAACUCGAUUUCGCUGCUUCAGAACCUCGAUCAGGACAGCCCCAGUUGGAAGCGGUGGUCUGCGGAGGAGAAGGCAGAGGUCGCGGAUUUGCCACGCAUGUUCCGCGGGCUCUCGCUGUUUCACCGUAUCUUGUUGCUUCGCUGCUUGCGUCCCGAUCGCAUCAUCUCGGCCUUGAAGGAGUUCGUGCUGCAGAGUCUGGGCUCGCACUUCAUCGACCCGCCGCUCUUCAACAUGCGCGACGCGUACCUCGAGUCAGACAAGACUACGCCGAUCUUCUUCGUGCUUUUCCCCGGCGUAGACCCCACGCCCGCCGUCGAACGCGUCGCAAAGUCCGUCGGGUGCACGACGGCAAACGGGAAGUUCGUGAACAUCUCCAUGGGGCAAGGUCAGGAGACGCUGGCGAUCCAGGCUGUGGAGAGAGCCGCGGCUGAGGGCGGCUGGGUGAUGCUUCAGAACGUCCACCUCAUGCAGGACUGGCUCAAGAUCCUCCAGCGCACGCUCGAGCAAGUCGCCGAGAGCGGCCAGAAGGACUUCCGGUGCGUGAUUUCCUCUGAGCCGCCUCCUCUGCCGGAAAUGAAAAUCAUUCCUGAACGCACGCUCCAGCGCAGCAUCAAAAUCGCCGACGAAGCGCCCCAAGACCUCAAGGCGAACCUCCGCCGCGCCUUUGGGCACUUCGACGCAGAGCAGUUCGAGUCGUGCUCCAAGAGCAAGGAGUUCAAGGCGCUUGUAUGCAACCUCUGUUUUUUCCACGCGGUGAUUCUGGGUCGGAAGAAGUUCGGCUUCUUGGGAUGGAGCAAGGUGUACUCGUUCAACGACGGCGACCUGACGAUCUGCGGCAACGUUUUGCGCAACUUUCUCGAAAAGAGUAGCGUCGUGCCCUACGAGGACAUCCGCUACAUCUUUGGGGAGAUCAUGUACGGGGGCCACAUCACCGACGCGUUUGACCGGCGCACCAACAACACGUACCUCAAAACGUUCAUCGUCCCUGAAGUCCUCUCGGGCAUGCAACUCGCGCCGAACUUGAAGUGCCCCGAUCCCACCAAGUUCGACUUCGCGGCCUACAGCAAAUACAUCGAAGAGAAGACGCCCGCGGAGACUCCGCAGAUGUUCGGGCUCCACCCCAACGCCGAGAUCGGGUACCUGAGCGCCCAGGGCGACUCGCUCUUCAGCAGCAUUCAGGACAUCCUCGGGACGGGCGGCGGCUCGCAGAAGGGGCAGCGCAAGGAGGACGUGGUGAAAGCGACUGUGGCGCAGCUGAUCGGGAGGCUGCCGCAACCGUUUGACUUGCCCAGCAUCAAAGCGAAGGUCAAGGAGUUCCAUCCCUUCGUCGUCGUCUGCCUCCAGGAGGUCGAGCGGAUGAACACGCUGCUGAGCGAGGUUCAUGCGUCGCUGGAGGAGACUGAGAAGGGCCUCGCGGGUCAGCUGAACAUCACAGAGGCGAUGGAGCAGUUUGCGACGUCGCUCUUUGCGCAGCACGUGCCCGAGACGUGGAAGAAGGUCGCCUAUUUGUCGAAUAAGACGCUCGCGCCGUGGGUGUUGGAUCUGCUGGAGCGCGUCAAGCAGCUCGAGGCGUGGACUGCAGACCUGACGCUUUUGCCCUCGCUGUGGAUCGCAGGGCUCUUCAACCCGAUGUCGUUUCUCACUGCCAUCACGCAAGUCAGGGCGCGCGCAGACAAUCUCCCCCUCGAUGACAUGUGCCUGCGCUGGGCGGUUUCCGCUACUCGGAAUCCGCGCGAGAUCCAGGGGCCCCCCGAGACCGGGGUGUACCUGCACGGCUUCCUCCUCGAGGGCGCGUCUUGGGACGAAGGAAAAGGCGUCGAAGGCAACCUCGUCGAGGCGCGCCCAAAGGAGCUUUUCUGUCCGCUCCCAGUCGUUCACGUCGCCGCCAUUCCAGCCAAAGAGUUCUCCUGGGACAACAUGUACGAGUGCCCAGUUUACAUCACCGCGCACAGAGGCCCGAGCUUCAUCUGCACGGCGAACCUCCGAAUGGACAUGGACGACACGCCGGAGCGAUGGGUACUCGCCGGUGUUGCGAUGCUGAUGGCUGAAGAAUGA
Messenger RNA from Besnoitia besnoiti, 12930 nucleotides. Its product is annotated as dynein heavy chain family protein. NCBI's taxonomy places the organism in Eukaryota, Apicomplexa, Conoidasida, Eucoccidiorida, Sarcocystidae. Gene Ontology annotation, molecular function: ATP hydrolysis activity; dynein light intermediate chain binding; minus-end-directed microtubule motor activity. Gene Ontology annotation, cellular component: dynein complex. Bases 1 to 12930 code for a protein of 4309 amino acids. The record is from RefSeq and is a predicted model, not a curated record. The transcript has 53 exons. Gene Ontology annotation, biological process: microtubule-based movement.